GGAAACAUCUUGUACUAUUCGAGAGGAUUCGAUUUGUAGAUAUAUUCACACGUGUUCUGUGAAGUUCGUUUUAGAAAAAGGUGUUAUAGAUUCGGAGUGUGACAACAAGAACCAUGAGCGCUAGCGGAGGAGGAGACGAUCAGAGAGAGUCGCGGAUUCCAAGUAACAUGAAGGGCCUCAUGCAGUUUUGUAUCGAACAAGGGUCCGCAUGCGACAAUCCCGAUGGGGUAAUCAGCGAAAUGUCAGCUGAGAGACGGGAAUGGCUAGAGUCUGCUUUGAAUGAUAUGACUUCAAAUCCUGUCAACAGGAUGAAGGAAGGACUUGGGAAGUUGAACCAACCUGACAAUGAAGAUGAUGAAAAUUUGACAGAUGAAAAAAUAUCUGUUCUUGAGGAAAUGAUGGAAUGGUGUGAAAAUAUUGACUUAGCAAUAGAUUUUCACAAGAUUGGAGGUUAUGAAGUGUUGAAAAAGCAGUUUGACCACAGUGAGCCGGAAAUAAGAUGGAAUGCGUUAGAGCUCCUAGGAAUCCUCGUACAGAACAAUCCCUACUGCCAGGAUGCAGCACUUAAACAUGAGUUGCUUCCCCUUGUACUACAUAUGGUGGAUAAUGACAGCAAUGCCACUGUCCGCACAAAGGCACUUUUUGCUAUCUCAUGUUUAUGCAGAGAUGUGCCUGAUGCUCAAAAGGUGUUCGUUGACAAUGAUGGAUUUUCUGUAGUUAUGAGAGCUAUGCAGUCUGAUGUUGAAAAACUGAAGAUUAAAGCAGCUUUCAUGCUGAGUAGUCUGUGUAAUGAUAAACCAGAGUUUAAAGAUAUAAUGUGUGACAUAGGUAUGAUUGACCAGCUAGUGGGACAUCUACAGGAAGAACAUAGUAGUUUUCAUGAACACAUAAUGUCAGCCUUGCUGACAAUUGUCCGUGACAACCCAAGGGCAUGUACAGAGUGCCAACGCCAUGAACUAAAUCUGCUCAGUACACUGAAUGACAGGGUAGAUUUACUGAAAGGGAAGGAAGAGUUUCAGGAAGAAAGAGAGUACGCCACAGAGCUGCUAAGGCUAUUACAAGAUCAAGAUAUUUCAGAUGUGGCUAGAUGACCAUUUGAAGUGUUAAGUAAGGAAGGAGUGAACUCUGGAUCUGGAUACUAGGCUAUGCAGUCAAGCUUGAGAUGGCCAUGCAUGCACAGAUGCGCUUCCGUGAUUGUUAAAGUAACAUGUUGCUGUUUAAGUGUAUUAGUCUCAGAAUAAAGUCACCUGUUCAUCAGUCAAGA
Ylistrum balloti is the source of this 1264-nucleotide messenger RNA. RefSeq names its product hsp70-binding protein 1-like. Bases 114 to 1091 code for a protein of 325 amino acids. The transcript has 6 exons. Gene Ontology annotation, molecular function: protein binding. The record is from RefSeq and is a predicted model, not a curated record. Lineage: Eukaryota; Metazoa; Mollusca; Bivalvia; Pectinida; Pectinidae.